AUGCGUGUGUGUGUUUGGCUACUGCCGAUCAACUCUUCCACUUGUGACAGUGUAUGCCCUAGGUCAAACCUUGAAACAAGAGCAUGCUACAUUCACGACUGUCUAGAUUUGCGAAUUGAAGAUUUAUCAGUAGGAAGUCACAAAUGAAUUACUAAUCAACAAUCCUUUUAAUUUGGAACGAUUUUCUUUACAGUUGAGUACAAUUCAGUCGGUUGUUUUAGAGACAGUCAUCCCCACGCUCUCCCGUUGUUACUAAAAAGCUUCCGGGGUAACAUCGAUUGGCAUGACAUGACGAAAAUCGUUCGAGCAUGCGCAGAGAUCGCCAAGGAGCGUGGCCAUCCCGUGUUUGGAAUCAAGUUUUACGGAGAAUGUUGGAGUGGACUGGACGCUGAAAACACGUACAAUAAGUACGGACCUUCCCGAGACUGUUGGAAGGGAGUUGGAAAGGAAGGAACCUAUUAUGUGUACAGAAUAUGA
Pocillopora meandrina is the source of this 477-nucleotide messenger RNA. NCBI's taxonomy places the organism in Eukaryota, Metazoa, Cnidaria, Anthozoa, Scleractinia, Pocilloporidae. The record is from the annotation of a GenBank genome assembly.